AUGGCUACCUCCGACUCUAAACUCACAUCGCUAUUACCGACUACACCCUACACUCUCGCUUAUACACUCCCUUUGCUGCUGCUCUCGAUACUUCUGAUCUUCUCUGGCACCUUUCUGACCCUGGAUCGCACCCGUUCAUUCCCACCGAAACAAGAAACCGAGUAUUCAGCCGUCCCAGGCCUUUUCGAGCUCAAACCGAGGAAACGACGGUUUAAAUGGUAUCUGGAGGGUGGAAUUGGAGGAAUUGCAAUUGGCUAUACCUUUGGAGUACACCUCGCGACCCUCCUUUCGCUCCUGAUCCCAGCGAGGACUCCAUCCGCCUCCCUAUCGCCCAACGCCUUUCUCGCAGUAUGGAUUCUCUCAUGUCUACCAACAACUUUCCUUGCAGCCCGGUACAGACUCACAGCACUUCUGUUCGCUGGAUUGGAGGGCGGCGCCCUCAUCUCCCUCGGCAUCUCCGUCAUUCUGCACCCAUCUCGCCUACCCAGGCUCAUCCUUCUUGGUGUCUUCACAUGUCUACUCACUGUGCUUGUACUUGUCUCAGCCUUCAUCCCCCGACUUACCGCCAGUCUCCUCCAUCCGGUUUUGCGAACAUGUACAUCAGCGAGCGGAGCAUUCGGAUUGGUCGUCUCGAUCGCGUUGCUCUUGACGCCUCGAGUGGACGGCUGGGCCAACGUUUGGGAAAGGUUAUGGGUUCACAAUGGGGAAGAAUGGGGGUCGGGCAAGGAACAAGGCCUCAGUGCUGCUUGGGGUAUCUUCUGGAUUGUGGGUAUAGGCGCUGAUUGGGCAAUGAGGAGGUAUUUCGGCGAGUGUCCUGACGAGAAGUGGGAUGAAUACCUGCAGAAAUACGUCGCCGAUCUACCAAACCAGAAGGACCGAGCGGGGACUUUCCAACCACUCACCAGCUUCUGGGAUAGGCUCAUCAGCGCUCCUCAGAAGGACUACGACCUCUUCAACGCCAAGAAAGCACUGCACGACGAUAUCAUCUUCCCUUCGGACAAGGACAUGAAGGGCCCGUUCAACAUCCAGCCCUUCACCGCACCACCGCCUCUAAACCGACAAUCAUCCAUUGCCAAGCUCAAGCGAGGGGAUGCAGGUUUAGGCGACUCGGACGUCGACGAUGUCCCUACUUCACCUACGUUCCUCAAGAAAUCACGCUCCCAGAAAUCCAAGUCCAAGACUCCCAAAUCGACACGAGGUCGAAAACCUAUCAAGUUCGGUGCCAUCGACGAGCUCAGUUCUGAUUCAGACGAUUCAGAUGUCGAGGCACAGAUCAAGAACACAAAGGUUCAGCGACCGUGGAUUAUCACGAACCAGCAGCCUUCAUAUUCUUCGUCCACGCCUACGCUGGUCGGUGGUGGCGCGAAAGGAUCGCGCUCGAAUUCGGAGCAUGAUCACGCAGAUACCGAUGCUCAGAUUGCGGAUGUGGACCUGGAGAAGGUGGAUUACGAUAAGGAGUUGGCCGAGUUGAAGAAGCUUCGUGGAGGGGAUGUGAAUGACCUUGAUUAUUCUGAUAGGGAGGAUGGAGAUUUGGGAAUGCAGAGGAUUGAGGAGCGAGGGUCGUCCUCCCGGCCUGGAACGCCGACUCGCGAUAGCCAGUGGAGUCCGGCUUUCUUGAAGCGACAUAGUGCAAGUCUGUCCCCUCCAGCCCCGCUACCGGGCGCCAUCCCAAUCCCUGCGACGCCGUCGUUGAUCAAAGCCGUGGAUCGGAUACAGAAAGCUCAGAUGGAGAUUUAUAGUCCGUUGAGCUCCCAGGCGCGGGAUGGGUUCCCUGCACCCGCGCGUGUGGUUGAUGAUCUGCGGUUAGAGGAUGGGUUGAAGGUGGAUGAUGCGGACGGUGUCGAGUUGCAGAGUCGACCCACACGAGCACGGAGAUGGGAGGAGUUUUGGAGGGAGGUCAGGGUGAAAGCUAAGGAUGAUCCGGGUGCUACCCAUGGGCAGCUAUAG
This is a messenger RNA of Coprinopsis cinerea okayama7#130, 1947 nucleotides long. RefSeq lists its product as hypothetical. The record is from RefSeq and is a predicted model, not a curated record. NCBI's taxonomy places the organism in Eukaryota, Fungi, Basidiomycota, Agaricomycetes, Agaricales, Psathyrellaceae. The transcript has 4 exons. The coding region runs from base 1 to 1947 and encodes 648 amino acids.